GUUCCUGCUCCUUAAUCCCCUCCCUCUUUCUCUCUCUCUCUCUCUCUCUCUCCUGCGCUUCUCUUUUCUUUUUGGUAUUCUUGUUUCUCAUAUAAGAGAAUGGGGGACUCUUCUGCUCAAUAUAUCCACAUGGUGCAGCACCUAAUAGAAGAGUGCAUCAUAUUCAAUAUGAGCAAAGAAGAGUGCAUGGAAGCUCUUUCCAAACAUGCAAAUAUCCAACCAGUCAUCACUUCCACAGUGUGGAAGGAGCUAGAGAAAGAGAACAAGGACUUCUUUGAGGAUUAUACAAAGAACAGAGAAGAAAGAGAAUCCAAGAAGGAGGGGGGGCAAAGAUUCCACAAGAUGCAUUUGGAUUCUUUUACAAAAGAUACCAACGGUGACGAUGAUGAGUAGUUCUAUUCAGAUAGCGAUGUCGGAGGCUUGGCUUUGCAUUAUUCACUUUAGGCUGCUGUACUGGUUCACCACAUGUGAUAUAUCCUAUUCAAGUGAAAGGUAAUUAGCUCAUAACUGCGUUGUAAUUUCUACAAAAUUGUAAGGAAUUAAAUAAAAAUAAUAUGGG
Molecule: messenger RNA, 559 nt
Organism: Ilex paraguariensis (yerba mate)
Lineage: Eukaryota; Viridiplantae; Streptophyta; Magnoliopsida; Aquifoliales; Aquifoliaceae
Source: the annotation of a GenBank genome assembly